UCAGUGAAAAAUCGUGAAAGAAAAUAGGGAAAAACUGCCUAAAAGCACUGAAAAAAAUACGGAAAAACAGUAAAAAACGAACCGUGUGUCGUCGCAGCGCGCGUUUCAAGUGCUUUGUCCCGUAAAACGUCGCAAAUUUCGAAAUAAUAGCUGCCAAUUAAAGUGUAGAACCAUUUUGAUAAAAAAAAUAAUUUCUUGUGCGUACAAUUUUGAUAUUUGCUAAAAAAGCAGCAAAGAGUGUGAAAAAUUGUGAAAUAAAUGUGAUAAAAAUGCAGUAAACAUCUCCGAUAUGCUGGAUAACAUGGAUAAAGUCAUAAUAUGGAAGGAUGAUUGCCUUCAGACUAAUUAAGGAUAUCAUCACGUAGAUUUAUUACAAGAGAGUUUACUGCAACGCGUAAAAAUGUCAUUUUUGAACAACUUGAAGAAAGUCUUCCAUCUCGGAAGCGGGGAGGCGAAGAAAAAACGAUUGUACAAUAAUGUACGAAUGGAUACGAAUCCAACAGACUUUUGGGAAAUGAUUGGGGAAUUGGGGGAUGGUGCCUUUGGUAAAGUGUAUAAGGCACAGAACAAAGAGACUCAACGACUUGCAGCGGCGAAAAUGUGUACGUUGGAAGACGAGGAAAACUUGAGCGAUCACAUGGUAGAAAUAGAUAUUUUAUCUGAGAUUAAACAUGAGAAUAUUGUUGAACUUUAUGAAGCAUUUUCGAUAGAUGAUAAGUUAUGGAUGCUAAUCGAAUACUGUGACGGCGGUGCCUUAGAUAGUAUUAUGGUUGAAUUGGAAAAACCUCUAACAGAGCCGCAAAUUGCGUAUGUUUGCAAGCAUAUGUGUGCUGGAUUAAGUCAUUUACAUCGCAACAAAGUGAUUCAUCGCGAUUUGAAAGCUGGCAAUGUUCUGUUGACGAUGAGUGGCGGCGUGAAAUUAGCAGAUUUUGGUGUUUCAGCCAAAAAUAAGCAUACAAUGCAAAAACACGACACUUUUAUAGGCACGCCAUAUUGGAUGGCGCCUGAACUCGUGUUAUGUGAAACGUUCCGCGACAAUCCGUACGAUUAUAAAGUCGAUAUUUGGUCGUUGGGCAUCACACUGAUCGAAUUCGCACAAAUGGAGCCGCCUAACAGUGAAAUGUCUCCAAUGCGCGUAUUGCUCAAAAUCCAAAAGAGUGAUCCGCCUAAAUUGGAUCAACCAUCAAAAUGGUCCAAAGAGUUCAAUGAGUUCCUUGCAAAAGCACUCGUCAAAGAUCCAACAACGCGCCCUGAAUCUGAAGAGUUGCAGAAACUUGCGUUCAUCAAUAGAGCACUCGAUCCGAAACCAAUUAUCGAUUUGUUGCUCGAGUAUAAGGCUGAUGUCGUCGAAGAGGAAGUUGUCGAUGACGAAACUGAGAAGGCAAAACGACAAGCAAAACGACGUUCAUUAUACCAAAGGGAACACCGCAGUUCAACGCUUCCCCUCGACUUGGACGAUGACUCGUCAUCUGUACAAAGUCAAGAUACGGAAAAAGCUGCAGAUUUGCCAUCAUCAAAAUUACCUUCUUCGAAAGAAGCAUCUCCAUCUCCCGCAGCUCCCAACAAAUUACCAUCAAAAGUGUCGUCAGAUGACAAAUCCAGUAAUAGUGAAAAUAAUGUUAAUUUAGUUAAUGAACCAGUUAAAAAGCGUCGAGAUAAAGAGUUAGAAAUUGUAGCGGAAAAUGGCGUCGAAGUGACGGAGAAAUCAUCGAAAGUUGUUCAUCGUAAGGAAAAAGGACCUGCGCCUCGUCCCCCAUCGAUGAUUUCUUCGUCGACAUCGACAACGUCGAGUGAUAAGUCUGAGUCAGAACGCAAAAAAGACGAAGCUCCAAAAGCUCCCUCUCCGAAGAAAGAAGCUGCGCCUGCUCCUCCUCCGCCGCCUGCUGUUAUCACGCAAAAACCAUGCACACCAAAAAUUGAACGCAGCGUAUCGAAUGACGAUUUGCUCGAACAACGACUUAACAAAGAUUUGGCGCGCAAUUCACAGAAAGAGAAAUCGCUCAUCAAAUCAAACAGUAUUUCCGCGUCAGAACACGAAACGAAGCCCGAAAUCAAUCGCAGCUAUUCGUACGAAGGGCGUCAACGUAUACCUUCGGAAAGAGAUUCGCCAUCAUUUACGAACAAGACGCUAAAUACCUCAACAAUUACCGUAAACUCGGAUAAUUCAGAAAGUGCAAAUCCCUCCAUAAAUUCUCUCGCAGCAAAUGCCGCAGGCAAUCAAGUUACUGUCAUUACGAGUCAUCCUCCCGUUAUUUGCGACAAUUCGAUAUUGCCUGAACCGCCACCGGGCUUCGGAAAUGAUAUUGUUAUCGUAUCGACGAACGAUCAGAGCAGCAACAAAGAUACGGAUGACGAUCAAGAAACAAUUUCUUCGCGAAAUUCAAGCCCGAGCAAUAAAUAUUCAGGCGGAAAGAUAAUUUUGCCUGAAACUCCUCAAAAGGGAAGAAAACUCGAUGAAAGCGAAGUAUUGAUCGUGAGUCCUGGAUUUGUCGACACUGAAUUGACAAUUCACGAAGAAGGCGAUGAGAUUCCGUCGCGCAAUGAAGAAGAACCCGACAAUGUUUGCCCAAAUCGUUUGUCAAAGACUCUUUUCGACACUAGUCAUGUUUCUGUCGUAACACUCGGCGAAGAAGAAGUCAAAGUUAAGGAUUCUUCAAAUGCCCCUUCAUCUCCAUUGCAGAUCACAGAGUCAAAUCUCAACGAGAAAACAAGCAAUAAGAUCGCAAAUGGUCAAAUAAUUUCCGACGAUGUCAGUAUAAUCGUGAACAACAACAAGAAAAAUGGAAAACGCAACUCUCCCGAUUCAUCUGUUGGCUCAAUGGAUUCACGAAAUCACAGCGAAUGUGGAUCUGUUCGUUCAACUCACACGCCGCCCGUAAUAAUUGCCAAACUAGAUCGAAGCGAUGUUGAGAGUAUCGCGACAACAGCUAGUCAUGAUAGUAAUCGCGAACCUGAAGAAGAGCCCGUUCAAUUGCGACGAAAACCUCUUGAACCUGUUGCUCCAACAACAAACAACGUUUCUGACAAGAAUAAAAUAAUGUCGCCGAACACGAAAAAAGAGAUGGAUUUGGCUAAUUUGCGGAAAAAGACACGUAAAAGGACGAGAAAGUUUGAAAUUGAUGGCGUUCAGGUUACGACAACAACGAGCAAAGUCAUUUACGAUGACGAGGAAAAUAACACGCUUUACGAAGAUCACAUUUUGCGCAAACAAGAGUUACGCGAACUCAAAUUGUUGCAAAAGCAAGAAAAGAAACAAUUCCUUGAUUUGAAAUCGAAGGAAACAGUUGCAAAGGAAAAUCAAGAAAAGAAGUUUGAACAAGAGAGAAUUGCUUUAGAACGAACUUAUGAUGCUGAUAUGGAAGUUUUAGCACGCCAACAUCGUCAAACUGUCGAAAAGUACGAGCAACAACAAGAAGCUGAGCUUCGUAAUACCUCCAAAAAGAUUCGUGCUGAACAAGAAAGAGAACUUAAAAUGUUCCGUGACAGUUUGAAACAAGAAAUUCGUUUGCUCAAGCAAGAAAUUGACCUUUUACCAAAAGACAAACGCAAAGAUGAGUUCCGAAAACGAAAGAUUUUGAUGGAAAACGAGCAUGAAGAACGUGAAAAAGCAUUUUUGGCAUCGUUGUCUGAAAAUCAUGAAUUAGCACUGCGUCGUAUUAGCGAAAUUUAUCGCGAAAAGUUGGCAGCUACUGACAAAGGAUAUCUACAACAGAAGCAAACCGCUAUGCGAACUCGUGAAGCAAUGUUAUGGGAAUUGGAAGAGAAACAAAUUCACGAAAAACAUCAAUUAGGCAAACGUCAUGUUAAAGACAUAUGUUUCAUGCAAAGAUCACAAAUGAUCAUUCGACAUGAGAAGGAAUUAGAUCAAAUUAAACGAAUGUUACAACGAAAGGAAGAAGAUUUAUUAAAAAGACAAGCGAUUGAAAGACGAGCAUUACCAAAACGUAUUCGAGCAGAACGCAAAGCGCGUGAUAUGAUGUUUAGAGAAUCCUUGAGAAUUUCGAUGAUUUCUGAUCCGGAAGCUGAACGAGAGAAGUUAAAGAGGUUCCAUGAGCAAGAAAAGAAACGUUACAAUCAGGAACAACAAAGAUUCGAAACUAAACACAUGAAACAGCUAGAGGAAGUUCGUGCAAAUUGUGACACAACAAUUAGGGAAUUGGAGCAACUUCAAAAUGAAAAACGAAAGGCUCUGCUUGAACAUGAGACAUCAAAGUUACGACAAUGCGAUGAAACGUUGCAAAAAGAGUUGCGUGAAUGGAAAUCGCAACUUUUGCCACGCAAACAGCGCAUUGAGAACGAAAUCUUCGCAAUGGUAGACGAUUUCGAGGCGAAAUAUGGGCCCUGUGAUCGCAGUGAAUUCGAAGGUGAAUUUGUUGUGCCGCCUGAAUUGCGCGAUUUGCGUAGCCGAACAAAUAACACACUGAAUAUGCGUGCACUUAAGUUACACGGAGGAUUUUUGGGUCUUUCCAAAUCUCGCACUUUCCUUACGCUCCCUGUGCGUCAAAAGCACAACAUUCAUGCCUCUGUUCCCGAUUUAAGUCGCAGUGUUCCCACAACCCCGGGCUCUAAUCACAAAAUAUCUCUCGCAGCUUCGUGCGAUUCGGUUCUUGAAGAAUCCGAAGAAAAUGCGGAAACGGAAAAACCUUCUAAAACGUCGGGAAAUAAAGUUACAAAAUACUUUUUCUCAGAAAACGGUGUUCAAUUUCGACGCAAAUCUGAAGAUGUUUUGAAUGAGGGUAAAAAAACAUCGACCAAAAUUGGAGGCUCAGCAGGCAGAGCUUUCAUGUCGAUGCAACCGAAUCAAAAUUUGCGACAAAAUUCCGUGCCAGAAACGCGUUACAUUCCUGUCAGAGCAAAAUUAAACAAACCUCCUUUGACAUCUUUGUUCGACAAGUAUCGCAAUAGUAACGCAAAAUCCGAAAACAUUGGAAUUACUCCUGCACGAUCGCUCUACAGUAUCGCGAGUAGUCCAAAUGAAUCUCCCGUAAAAGGAAACGUUCGAAAUUCAACAAGUUUUACGGGCGAUCUUGAAGCAUACGCGACAUUUACCAUUCCUCGAGUUUCUUUGAACGUCAAAAAUGGUAAACUUGAUUUGACCAAAUCUUCAGAGAAUCUUUACGAAAAUGGAGACUCGGCGGCUUAAAUCACACUUUUGAGGCAAACUUCUGUUGUACAUUUGUUAUAAUUUUUCCAAAUCCCGUUGCUUUAGUUGAUAAUAACAUUAAAAUUUAAGUUUUUUUGAUUGAUUUGUAGAAUUUUAGCAUGAAUUUAUUUAAUAAUUAGUAGUUUUUCCCUUAAAUCCUUUUUGAAAUAAACAAAUUAAACCAUUAAAACACACACACAAAAACAAGUAAAUGAACAUUUGGUGAAUGGUUAAAAAAAAAACAAAUAUUGGGACACAAAAUUUUAAGUAGAUGAACGGUAGUUAUGAUGUGAUUGAACAACAAUCCGAACAAAACACAAAAUUUUGAACACAGAAAUUGGAGGAGACUUUUUUGCAGCAAAUUGAAGAAAUGGAAACACUGUAUGGCGGCUCAAUGACACUCAGCAUUUCUCCUCUCACGCAAUCACAAUCCGCAGAAUUUACAUCUGGCUCAACGCGUAGCAGCUU
Molecule: messenger RNA, 5611 nt
Organism: Culicoides brevitarsis
Lineage: Eukaryota; Metazoa; Arthropoda; Insecta; Diptera; Ceratopogonidae
Gene: Slik
Product: serine/threonine-protein kinase 10
Exons: 12
Coding region: 401-5143 (1580 amino acids)
Biological process (GO): protein phosphorylation
Molecular function (GO): ATP binding; protein serine/threonine kinase activity
Source: RefSeq, a predicted model, not a curated record